Trichophyton rubrum CBS 118892 is the source of this 3752-nucleotide messenger RNA. RefSeq lists its product as uncharacterized. NCBI's taxonomy places the organism in Eukaryota, Fungi, Ascomycota, Eurotiomycetes, Onygenales, Arthrodermataceae. The coding region runs from base 1 to 1392 and encodes 463 amino acids. The transcript is spliced from 7 exons. The record is from RefSeq and is a predicted model, not a curated record.
AUGCCUCGCCGUUCACUUCGAAAUUCAGCGCCUACUGGGCAGCAAGCCAAACGACAGCCUGAUACCUCGUCCUCCAGACAGAAUACGGGUACAAAACGCCGCAGAACUACCCCCAAAGAGCUUCCGUCUAAGCCUAGAAGCUCCAAGCGUGCCUCAUCUACGGCAAAAAAGAGCAAAUACUUUGAACAAAACGCCUCGGAAUCCGAUUUUAGUGGCAGUGACUUGACUCCACUGGCAUCAGAGUGCUCGAAUCGAGCCUUGCUGGAAAAGGACAACGAGACAGAGGAUUCAUAUUGCCCGAGUGCAGAAAGUUCUGCAUCUGCAGGCGCUGAGGAGUCUGCGGAAGAUAACGAAGACGAGGACGAGAAUUUUGAUAAGAAGAAAAGAGGAAACAAAAAGAAACAAGCAGUAGCGCAUGUGAAGAGAAGAAAAAGUGGUGUGAAGGAUCCCGUUGCUGAAUCCCGAAAAGAUAGCAAGGGAAACGAGCUCUGGAGAGAAGGUGUCAGGACUGGGCUGGAACCAGGAAAAGAAGUGUUUAUCAAACUUCCGACUCCUAGAGACGAUGGAGGGAUACCCUAUGAGGAUGGCACCAUACAUCCAAAUACCGUCCUCUUCCUUGCAGAUCUUAGGGAAAACAAUGACCGUGAGUGGUUGAAAAAUCAUGAUGUUGAUUAUAGGAAGUCCAAGAAGGACUGGGAUUCAUUCGUCGAAGCACUGAAUGAGAAGCUAGCUGAGAAAGACGAGACAAUCCCUGAGUUGCCAGCAAAAGACUUGGUCUUUAGAAUAUAUAGAGACGUUAGGUUUAGCCGUGACCAAACACCUUACAAGCCACAUUUCUCAGCGGCAUGGUCCCGUACUGGACGCAAAGGCCCGUACGCAGCAUACUACCUCCACCUAGAACCUGGCAAGUGUUUCAUAGGGUCCGGUCUAUGGAUGCCGGAAGCUAGCAAACUCGCUCUUAUUCGCCAGAAUAUUGAUCGGAAUUCGCAACGGCUCAAGGACAUCUUGAUGCAUCCAGACGUCAGGGGAGAAAUCCUCGGGGGUGUUCCUAAUGAUGAAAAGAAGGUUAUUAAGGCCUUUGUCAAUCAAAAUAAGGAGAGUGCACUCAAAACUAGACCAAAGGGCUACGAUGCGGACAAUGAGAAUAUUGAGCUUCUCCGCCUUCGAAGCUUCACGUUGAGCAAGAAACUUGCUGACCAGGAUCUCCGUGGACCAGAAGCCAUGGGCCGAGUGGCUCAUAUCGUUGGGAUCAUGGUUCAAUUUGUAAGUAAAAAUCAGUCUUUCCGGCAGCAUGUGCAGCAGAGUUGUCUCCUUGCACAUCCCGUCCGUUUUGCCCCCCUCCCUUCCUCCCUUCCUCCUCGGACGGCCUCUCCCAUCCCGCAGAGCCAAUAAUGCCAAAUCCAGAGUCAAAGCCAAAGCCAAAGUCAAAGCAAUAGUCAGAUUCAAGCCAGAUUCAGACUCAGAGCCGGAGCCACAGCCAGAGCCCCAUCUCUUCUCCAUCCCCCAUUCCUUUCCCAGGCCAUCCAUCCCUGCCAUCCCUCACCCCGAACUGACGCCAGACUCAUAAACGACUCAACGGCAGCUUUCCCAUGGCUUCCCUCGUCUAUAUUUCCAAGGUCCCAAAGCCUUCAUCUGUCCCACAUGAUCCACAUACACUGUAACUUCUCAUUCGCGGCUUAACCGUCGCAUGCAGGUAUGAUAUGCAUGCACAAUGUGCUGAAUUCGGGCAGAGGCACCCAACUCACGUAAAACGAGCAGUGGAGCGAGUCGGGCAUCGAACUCUCUUGUCCCCCUCUAUCCCCUCUCCUCCAAUCCCUACCCUUUCAUGCUCUGUUCUCGUCCUCCUGGUUCCUUCUCACUCCGUCUCCUACUCAAUUCUUGCUGGCUUCUGUCUUUCUUCCUUUGGAUUUUGGUCUAUAUUCUCCACCCCCUUGCAAUUCAAUCCCUGCCAGCCACUAAACCAUGAGAGAGGAAAAGGAUUUACCGUGUCCUAGCGAAGUGUACGGAAGUCAAUCUCGCUUAGCGGCCAGGCUGUCUGUUAGCUCAGCAUAUCAGCAGAGCAAUAGCAACAUGGGAUAGUGGGCAAAAGGGAAAGCCUAUGAUGGGCCGAAGGACCAUCUUGUUGAACACUGCUAUGCGUCUCAAUGUGUUCAAUGAAGAUUCGCUGGGGAAACAGGCUGUCCUGGUCGUUUCGUGCCUCUGCUUAGCCAUGCAAAAUAGAUAUUUUCCAUAUAUCUAUCACGCUGUCCAGGGAUAAAAAAAAAAUAAGGUUUAUCCGUGAUUUUAUGUUACUGACAUGUUUCAUUCCGACAGGUCACAUACCUGAACAGCAUUGUCAUGCCGGAUCCCGAGGACGAAGACGGGGAUGAAUCUGGGGAUGUGUAGGAUGAAGACGACGGAUGAAGGGAAGACGAUACUGUGCAUGUAUGUUAUGCACGCUCGAGCCUGGUCAUUUUUCAAAUCAAGGAAAGAGAUCAAUCAGGCCUGUCGAUGAAGUAUACAUUGGAUGUCUAUUUUGUCUCUGGUUUAUAUAUAGGCAUAGUAUAUGCAUGCACGGUUACCCGAUUGAUACUUGCAUUCCAUCGAAACAGUGGGUUGAGGUAUGUAGAUGUUUAUGGGAUGGGGACUGCGGGGGAAGGCGCACUGGAUUAGAUUGAAUCGAAAGACAGUCACCGUUAAACAUGGUUAAGAACCGUGACUGCCUCGUCAUGCUAGGCAGAUGGACUAUAUAACUCUGAACUAUAGACCACGACCACUGUCUUGUUUCUGUGCGGGGAGAGUGGGAGAACGAGAAAGCCCAUGACUAUCUCGAGCAGUCGAAGCAAGCAUGCAAGCAAGAGUUGGGUACGUACUUCGUAUCAACCCAAGGCUUGGGGGCGAAAAGGAAAACCGAAAAAAGAUGGCAACUCGGCGGUAAGUGUAUGAAUGUGUGUGCGCGUCCGUCUGCCUUCGAGGGACACGAACAACGCAGUCCUGCAUCUCGAGCAUACUUUUAUGCAAAGGAGAAAAGGAAAAAGAAGGCGAUUAGGUGUCAGUAGGCGUUUGAAAACAACUUGUUGCGUCGAAGAUCCGUACAACAGGCAUAUAAACCUGGCUUCUACCGGGUAUGUACAUGUAGAUAUGUAUGCCGCUCCGUUCUUGCAGUUGAACCUUUGAAACGAACAGGUAGGUUGCUGUGAAGUAAGAGACGUGGUGAUAUCCCUGAGGUUCUGAUAUACCAUGCACUGUAGUUGUCUCCUGCUUGAAGCUGGCUGUUCGUUGUGCAUGUGCGGAGUAGAAGGCGGGAGAAGAGAUACGACGUCCGCAGUCCAGAUGGUGGACGACUAUUUUUGCUGCAUGAGUAAUGUAUAGAUAUGAAAGGCUGGUCCGCCAAUCCCAUCCGUCGGCCAUUACUUUUCCACGGGAUGCUCCGCGGCCCUCCCGCCGCUGCAUUGCUCGGUCAAUGAGUUGUAUGUAAGUUGAUGCAGCAACAACAAGGACCAGGCAGGCCAGCGAUGAUGGGGUGUUUGCUUUGCUGUGCAACAGGAGGGUGUGCUGACGGCUAUCAACCAACUCCCGCAAGCCUCGAAGUUGUCUGUCCUAUUCCAGCAGUCAGCGAGAAAACCCAGCACUCCCCAGCCAUCCAUCACCAUUCAACCCUCACCCUCACCCUCACCCUCACCACUUUAAGUAUAUGCCGCGACCUGAUAUAUGAGGCCGCUCAUGCUGCCAAACCGCCCAACUUCUGGCCCUCCCAUCCUUCUCCGUCGCCG